This is a messenger RNA of Branchiostoma floridae (Florida lancelet), 867 nucleotides long. Its product is annotated as zinc transporter ZIP1-like. Lineage: Eukaryota; Metazoa; Chordata; Leptocardii; Amphioxiformes; Branchiostomatidae. The record is from RefSeq and is a predicted model, not a curated record. Gene Ontology annotation, molecular function: zinc ion transmembrane transporter activity. The transcript has a single exon. Gene Ontology annotation, biological process: zinc ion transmembrane transport. The coding region runs from base 1 to 867 and encodes 288 amino acids. Gene Ontology annotation, cellular component: plasma membrane.
AUGGCCGAGGCACGCAGACCGUCAGUAAUAAGCAAUGGACUGAGGUCCCGCUUUCUUGGCAAGGUGAACAGCUUCGUCGGGGGAGUUUUACUCGCGACCGUUUUUCUGCACAUGGUUCCAGAACUGAGGGAGGACCUAGAGGCGAGCUUGCAUGGACACGGGAUCGUUACGGACUACCCCUUGGCCGAACUGGUGACGUGCAUUGGGUUUUUCAUUGUCCACCUGGUGGAAACUUUAACAAGUCUUUGUUCGCCUCAUGAUCACCCGGACAGCCCGUCCCAAGAUGUGGGUCGGGACCGACGAUCGUACGGCGCAGUCGGUGGGGAGGAGGAAACUCGUCCAUCGGAACCCAUCCACAUGGAUAAUCCGUCAGCUCGGUCAUCGGACGGUCUUGUGGACUCAAGUGACAACGCGCCGAGUGGGGGAAGAAACGCGCUUCACACACUCGUGCUUCUCGUCGCUUUAAGCGUCCACGCCACGUUGGAAGGGAUCGCACUGGGUGUCCAAACCGUGCAGUCAUCUCUUCUGUGGCUGUUCUUCGUAGUCGUCGUCCACAAGAGCAUCUUAGCCCUCAGUCUGGGGAUGAACGUCGCAACCGGUAACCUGUCACUGCCUUACAAAGUCGCCACCUGCGUGGUCUUUAGUGUGUCAGGUCCUGUAGGACAUGGAAUCGGUCUCCUGGUGACCGACGCGGACGGCGGCGGUCUCGUCACCAGCAUUCUGCAGGGGUUGGCGGCGGGAACUCUGCUACAUGUCACCUUCAUGGAGGUUCUGUCCAAAGAACUGAAAGGCGGUGAUCUGCUGUGUGUGCUGUGUGCCAUCAUUGGGUUCGCUCUCCUUGCGGGACUGACUGCCUUGCCGGAAUGA